UCGCGGCGAUAGGGAUCAGUCAGUGUGGACCAGUGUGCAGGAACAUCUCUACUCCCAUAAUGCUUAGCGCUUACCCAGCUCUCCUCGUAUAGGUAACGGGGUCACGCAACGUCCGGGUGAAUACGAAAAGAGUUCCAGCCAGGUCGCGCAUGCACAGAAGGAACCGGCAGUACUGUGGGAUCUCACGUGCACACACGAAAACAGCAGCAGCAGUGAGCGCCAGGCAGGCAGGUGAGAGCGGCCGCCGCGUGUGAGCAUCACCCCCUCUUCCCCCGCAGUAGCCGCUCCCAGCGGACAGACUGAGACGCCGCCAUGACGGACCGAUACACCAUCCACAGCCAGCUGGAGCACCUGCAGUCCAAGUACAUCGGCACCGGCCAUGCGGACACCAGUAAGUGGGAGUGGCUGGUGAACCAGCACCGGGACUCGUACUGCUCCUACAUGGGCCACUUCGAUCUCCUCAACUACUUCGCCGUGGCCGAGAACGAGAGCAGGGCCCGGGUGCGCUUCAACCUGAUGGAGAAGAUGCUGCAGCCGUGCGGGCCGCCCGUGGACAAGCCCGACGACUCCUGAGAUAUUGCCGGAAGCGGCGACCGGCUGUGUGUGCGCCAGUCUCCCCGGAACUCCCUGCCGGAGCCGUGACACACCCGGGGGGGCCCUAGCUGUGCGGCUCACCUUUCUCUCACGUUGUUUAGUAAUGAGGGCGCGUGUGCUGUGUAUGCCGAUAUAACAUGUCAACUAAAAACUGAUUUACCAGC
Messenger RNA from Pseudophryne corroboree (corroboree frog), 758 nucleotides. Its product is annotated as splicing factor 3B subunit 5-like. Gene Ontology annotation, cellular component: precatalytic spliceosome; U2 snRNP. Gene Ontology annotation, biological process: mRNA splicing, via spliceosome. The record is from RefSeq and is a predicted model, not a curated record. NCBI's taxonomy places the organism in Eukaryota, Metazoa, Chordata, Amphibia, Anura, Myobatrachidae. Bases 313 to 573 code for a protein of 86 amino acids. The transcript has a single exon.